GCUGUAAAAAAAAAAACAUUUUCUAUUUUGCAAGAUCUAAACCAAAUCCAACAGUCCCCUCCCUCUUUACUCAAAUCUUUCUCACUCCACUGUGCGAUGGAAAGAGACGAAGAUUGGGAACUAUGCAACGAAGACGGUUUCGUUUACAAGCGAAUCCGUCGUAUCUCGGACCCUGGAGAAACAACAUCCAAUCCGGUGGAUCCGGGGUUAGAUCCCGCCGCGGAGGAGAGGAAUCGAAGGAAGCGGCAGAAGAGAACGCUGGUGAAGCUCAGAAGCAAGUACCAGAGAGAGAUCCAGCAGUGGGAGAUUCUGUCGAACAGCUUCGAUGCUAUGCGAGAGAAAGCUGCUGGUGGAUUUCAAACGACGUCGCAGCAGGAGGGAGAUGAUGAUAGGUUAAACGCGAACGAAGCGACGUCGUCUCAUGGUUCUUCCGCGUCUGUUUUCCUCGACGAACUUCUCUCUAUGGCGGAAGCACAAGAAGUGAUAAUCAAUGAUGUGUCAAACCUGUGCGAAGUUGUAGAAGAAAUAAUUAGAGUGGAAGAAGAAGAGACGAAGCAGUCGUUAUUUGAUCUUGAUGUUUGGAGUUCACCUAGGAAUCUAAUGGCGUCGCUCUGUGCUGAUUAAUCACUAGCUUCUUCUACUCUAGUCGGUCCAUCAGGCUCUGUACAUUCUUGUCUUGUGUUGGAACUGUUUCAAUAAGAUGUGAAUCUGCAGCAUUAACUUAGAAUCACACUGAGUUUAGUGUUAUAUGUAUGUGUAACCGUGUGUUGUUCAAAAAAAAAAAUGUAUGUGUACCUAUGUAACAUGUUUCAAACACAAGAUGAAGCAGGGAAAGUUAUUAAACCUCGGAAUAAACCAUUGAACU
This is a messenger RNA of Raphanus sativus (radish), 865 nucleotides long. RefSeq lists its product as uncharacterized. The transcript is spliced from 2 exons. NCBI's taxonomy places the organism in Eukaryota, Viridiplantae, Streptophyta, Magnoliopsida, Brassicales, Brassicaceae. The coding region runs from base 97 to 624 and encodes 175 amino acids. The record is from RefSeq and is a predicted model, not a curated record.